Messenger RNA from Bipolaris victoriae FI3, 489 nucleotides. RefSeq lists its product as hypothetical. Lineage: Eukaryota; Fungi; Ascomycota; Dothideomycetes; Pleosporales; Pleosporaceae. The record is from RefSeq and is a predicted model, not a curated record. The transcript has a single exon. Bases 1 to 489 code for a protein of 162 amino acids.
AUGGCUGCCAAAACGGACCACACUGUUUGCUGCGGUGACAGCGGAUUGUCGGUAGCUGCGAAUGUUAUCGGAAUUCUAACUUUUGUUCUUGGCGCGGCCUUGACCUACUUCGCAUAUUUUAUCCUUUCUGUGAACGCUCUGGAAGACUUACGGACGAUUUAUGAAGAUCAAGAACGAUGGCGUAUCGAACUACAACCAAUCAUCAAUCAUUGUGAACAAGAAUACCAUCGGAAUGAUCCUACUUUCUCAAAGUACUGCCAACAGCUAAAGGCAACAUUGGAACAAUCUAACCGGGUAACUAAUGCAAUCACCCGAGAGCUUGAAAAACUACCUAAGUUCGACAACGAAUCAAGAAUUCCACACGCCUUUCAGAUCCGACGUCGUGUAAUUUGGGUAUUUCGGCGCCAAAAAAUCAUCGGGUAUUUGGACCAACUUUUCAGAAUCAAGACUGAUGUGUACUCGAUUUUCAUGUCUUACUUGAUACAGUAG